AGGUACAGCUGGCUCGCCUCCAGGAGUUGGGAUUCAGUAUGGAAGACUGUCGUAAAGCUCUUUUGAUCUGCCAAGGUUUGAAUUUUCUCCAACAUUUGAGAGCCAACCCUGAAGGCUAUGCUCAUUUUACCCUCUCUGGAGAUUAUUACAAUCGUGAGCUUUCAGGCUGGGAGCCAUUUAUUGAGCCAUGGCCGUGUUCAGUUUCUUGGCAACAGCAAGCUUCGAGCCGCCUCCACCCUUCCCGACUGAAGCUGGAAGUAAAGGCUAAACACCGUUUGGAUCUAAACAUUACCUCUGUCUUCAUAGAACAAUACACAUGUACCAAACAGUCGUGGAUGGAAGAUUACUGUAAACAGGACAAAGAAGUGAAUGUAAUCAGUUCAGAAGACUGGAUGGGUUCUUCGGUGGAUCCACCAUGUUUUGGGCAGACUGAAAUGAAGACUCCAAAACGUAGGCAGCCGUUUGUCCCAUUUGCUCUAAGAAAUCAUACUGGAUGCACUCUGUGGUUUGCUACCCUAACUACAACACCCACGCGGGCUGCACUGUCUCACAGUGGGAGUCCAGGUGUUGUUCCUGAGGAAAACGGGACAUUGCUGGAUGAUGCCCAUAAUGUCAGUGAAUGGCAAGAAGUUAUCACUGGGGAAGAGAUUCCAUUUGAAUUUGAAGCCAGAGGGAAACUCAGACACAGGCACACACAUGAUCUAAGAAUUCAUCAGUUGCAAGUGAGAGUAAAUGGCUGGGAAGAAGUCAGUCCGGUAUCUGUAGACAAAGUUGGAACGUUUUUCCGAUAUGCUGCACCAGAUAAGAACUCAUCCUCUUCUACUUUUUCUUCAUUGCCUCCAGUUCGUGUGGUAUUUGAAGUUACCAUGGAAGGUAGCGCUCGGAAAGUGAUAACAGUGCGCUCAGCCUUGAUUGUGAAGAACAAGCUGGAAACACCAAUGGAACUAAGACUAGAUAGUCCUUCUGCUCCUGACAAACCUGUAGUUCUUCCAGCAGUUAUGCCAGGAGAUUCCUUUGCUAUUCCAUUACAUCUUACAUCUUGGCGUUUGCAAGCCAGGCCAAAAGGAAUGGGAGUCUUUUUCUGUAAGGCUCCGAUUCAUUGGACUAAUGUUCAGAAGACAGCAGAAGUAUGUAGCAGCAAGCGAGAGUGUCAUUCAAUGGAAUCUGAAAAUAGCCGAUUUUUCAGGUUUUGUGUGGCUAUAAAGAAAGAAAAUUAUCCAGAUUACAUGCCUUCCGACAUAUUUUCUGACAGUGCUAAACAGAUUUUCAGGCAGCCUGGGCAUACUAUUUAUCUCUUGCCAACGGUCGUAAUCUGUAACUUGCUGCCUUGUGAGCUCGAGUUCUAUGUUAAAGGAAUGCCAAUUAAUGGGACGUUAAAACCUGGCAAAGAGGCAGCAUUGCACACAGCUGAUACAUCUCAGAACAUUGAGCUUGGGGUAUUGCUAGAAAACUUCCCGAUCUGCAAGGAGCUGUUGAUUCCUCCUGGGACACAAAACUAUAUGGUGCGGAUGCGAUUGUAUGAUGUCAACAAACGACUGCUAAAUUUGACCAUACGGAUUGUAUGUCGUGCUGAAGGUUCUCUAAAAAUACUGAUUUCAGCACCAUAUUGGUUAAUCAACAAAGCAGGAUUACCACUUAUCUUCAGGCAAGAUAAUGCAAAAACAGAUGCUGCAGGUCAGUUUGAAGAGCAUGAACUUGCUAGAAGCCUCAGCCCACUUCUAUUCUGUUACGCUGAUAAAGAACAGCCAAACUUUUGUACAAUGCGGGUUGGAAAAGGAAUCCAUCCUGAAGGUAUGCCUGGCUGGUGCCAGGGUUUCUCCCUGGAUGGUGGUAGUGGUGUGAGAGCCCUUAAAGUGAUCCAACAUGGAAACCGGCCAGGCCUCAUUUAUAACAUCGGUAUUGAUGUUAAAAAAGGCAGAGGCCGUUACAUUGAUACAUGCAUGGUAACAUUUGCGCCCCGUUACCUAUUAGAUAAUAAAUCAACCUACAAGCUUGCCUUUGUUCAGCGGGAAUUUGCCAGAGGUCGGGGAACAUCCAAUCCUGAUGGCUAUAUCUCCACGCUUCCCGGUUCCAGCGUUGUGUUCCACUGGCCACGUAACGAUUAUGAUCAACUAUUAUGUGUGAGACUAAUGGAUGUCCCAAACUGCAUUUGGUCUGGGGGCUUUGAGGUCAACAAAAAUAAUUCGUUCCAUAUUAAUAUGAGGGACACCCUCGGAAAAUGUUACUUCUUAAGGGUAGAAAUUACUCUUCAAGGAGCCACAUACCGCAUUGCGUUCAGUGAUACAGAUCAGUUACCGCCACCUUUCCGCAUAGACAAUUUUUCCAAGGUCCCAAUUGUUUUUAAUCAGCACGGUGUUGUUGAGCCAAGGCUCUACACUGAAGUGAAGCCCAUGACCUCUCUGGAUUAUGCAUGGGAUGAACCUAUUCUACCACCUUUUAUAAUGCUGACAGUUAAAGGGGCAGGCUCCUCAGAAAUCGUCUGUAGCAUGAAUGACUUCCAAGAUAGCAAGCAGCUUUACUAUGAAAACUUCAUUUAUAUUGCUGCUACAUAUACUUUCUCAAGUUUACAGGAGCCAGGUGUAAGACCAGUUGCUUCAAAUAAGGAUGCUGCAUAUGCAGAGCUUGUCCUUGAUGUUUCUCCAAAGACUCAACGAGUUGUACUGAAAAAGAAGGAACCAGGAAAACGAUCCCAGCUUUGGAGAAUGACGGGCACAGGAAUGCUUUGCCAUGAAGGUUCUUCAGUUCCUCAUAACCCCCAUAAACCUUCUCCUCGGUCUGUGGACUCGUGUAUGAUUUUAGAUAUUGCAGGUCUGGCAGCUGUCACAGAUAACAGGUACGAGCCCCUGAUGUUGAGAAAGCCUGAUCGACGGCGCAGUACUACCCAGACAUGGAGUUUUCGUGAUGGAAAGUUGACCUGUGGUAUUCAUGGACUUGUUGUCCAG
Fulmarus glacialis (Northern fulmar) is the source of this 2942-nucleotide messenger RNA. RefSeq names its product vacuolar protein sorting-associated protein 13D-like. The record is from RefSeq and is a predicted model, not a curated record. The transcript is spliced from 20 exons. NCBI's taxonomy places the organism in Eukaryota, Metazoa, Chordata, Aves, Procellariiformes, Procellariidae. Gene Ontology annotation, cellular component: extrinsic component of membrane. The annotation marks the transcript as partial. Gene Ontology annotation, molecular function: DNA binding. Gene Ontology annotation, biological process: mitochondrion organization; regulation of DNA-templated transcription; protein retention in Golgi apparatus.